AAUGUAUUGAAAACCGAAAAGAAAGCAAAUGAAAUGAAGAGUAUUUGAAAUGAAAACUAAACAAACACGUAAUUCUCAGACUAAAAACGACUACAACGACGACAAAUAGCGUGCGCCAUUCGCCACAGCAGAGAUUUAUUCAAAAACAAGCAAAACGAUCUCAGCUCCUGUAUGCUGCAGUACCCCAGCCACCCCCGUUGUUCGUAUGUGCUGAUGCUGGUGCCGGGAAGAAAAGUCAAUGAGUCGUUGCAAAGCAACAUCGCAGCAUAGCAUCUGUGUAGAGUAAAAAUCGCCCCUCGAAACACUUGAACGCGAAGAAAACUCAAAAUUUCGAAAACAAAAGAAAAACACAAUGAAAAAAUUUAUUGGGAUUUGAAAUUCAAAUGCCUGAGAAACGUGCGGAUACAAUUGUCGGCAAACAGAAAUAGCGGAUCAUUCAAUAGUAGCGGGACAACAAUGAAGCAUAUUUGAAGGAAAAAUCAUAAUUUUCCUCCCAAAAAAAAAAAAAAGAUAAAUAUUGUGAUUGACAUUAAAAUAUAAUCCAAAAAAACAAUUGCUCGAUUUUUUCUAUGUAUAUAAGAAGAAAAGCUGUAGAGGUGUACCCUAAGCAAAUUUUGUGUUGUUGUUUUCUUUUAAUUAAAGUCGUCUUCUUUUUAGAAGAUCAACGUUCAACGACUAUCGGUGGUGCCAUUUGAAAGAAAAAGUAAUCGUAAACCCAAUUAAAGCGAAUAACGCGUGUGAAGCGUAAAAUAAUUACGUCAGUUCAGUAUCAGUUCUUAACCAAAAAAAAAGCAAAAAAAAUACGAAUUAUAUAUUUCCAAAUAUAGAAAUCAAUCAAUAACCGUAAAAAACCCAUUGUCAUAAAGAAUCAAUAAAGCGUAACAUUAAUAAGACUUCGUCUAUACGAAUGCGCCAUGGAUUACAUAUCGAAUUUAAUUAAGCGGCCCCUGAGCUUAGUUGUAGCUGAGGCCUCGACUGCAACGGAUAAGACCCAAACUUCAACAUCGCUGCCUUCAAAUCUAACAAACGGCCAAGAGGACAAUAAACAGCAAAAGCAGGAUCAAGAGCAAAAUAACAGCAACGAAUUGAAUAAAAACACAUCACCAAAAGAAACCCAUUCCUUAGUAUUGACCAAAGAGCAGGAUGUGCAACAAAAUAACAUAACUGAUAAAAAGUCCACUGAAGUAAACCAACUACCGGUCACAGAGCAACAACAGCAUAGUUUUGCUAAAGGCGAAUGCAGCCAAGAGCUAACCCGAUCCUUAGUUGGGCCCUCUGAAUUUAAUCAACCACACCAUCGUCUUUUGUCUUUGUCUUCCUCCUUUAAUGGAAACUUUACCGACUUUAUUGGUGUAUCCAAUGAAUUAUUAGAUUUGGAUGAAUUCCUCCCACCUCCACCGCCUUUGCUCUCGAACAGCAUUUUACUCUCACCUGUAGAGGAUAAUAAUAAUCUGCAGUCAACAACUCCUUCGCCACCACCACCGCCAUUGUCGCCCUCUAUGAUGGCCUCACAGACUAUUGAUGAGCUGCUAUCGGAAAUCAGUGAUAAUUUAACAUUGGCCGGCAUUAAUGAUGAAGUUCUAUCUAUUGCAUCGCCUCCCAAAAUGUCUGAGCACAGUCCAAUGUCCACUUCCAAGACAUCGUUGAACAACUCAAAGACUUUGGCGCCCUCAUCACAAGCUCAUUUACCAAAAACGCCCACCAAUACUGUGACAGCUGCUGGUACAGCUGGUGCCCCCUCACCCUCUGCUGUAUUUGAAGCAAAUUCAACUUUGCAUAAAUUUCAUGUUGAUCCCGAUUUAGCAACUGGUCUCUUUGACGACCAGCAUUUUGCAAAUGAAUUGGAAAAUAGCUCAGGUGUCAAUAAAUCAUCCAACAAGUUUGUCGGCUUAACUGAAUUUGAUGAAGACAAAAUCCCAGAGUUGCCAGGUGAUUUAAAUCCCAACAUUGAAGAACAAUUUAAUGUAACAUUUGAAGAAUGUUUUAUACCAACGUUAACUGCCAAUGCCAAAGUUUCCGAAGGAGUUGUAGCAGAAAAAACCCACCUGUUGCUGCCUAAUGAGGUGGAUAAUACUUCAAUGUCGUCAGCAAAUGAAACUUUCGCCGAUUGUCAGGAUGACAAUAUGGAUGAAAGAGAUCUUUUGGCAGGACAUAUAACUCUCAAUGCUACCACUGAUGUGGAAGGUUAUGAAAGUGCAGUUCAGGAGGAUUUCAAAGAAGCCGAUGUAACAAUAGAUGCUGCACCUACACAAGACAAUGUGGCAGAUCAAACUCAGGUCAUAGAGGAAACUCCCUCCACUGCAAAUGUCGAUGACCCACUUGGUUAUGAAGAUGAACCCAUGGAUGUGGAUAUGAGCAUUACCAUGGAUAUAAUACAAGACUCCUCGGAUAAAAUACAAAAUGUUGAAAAGGUUCUACAGCAUGCUGAAAAUAUCCUGCAACACUUGGGAGAGAAAGCAGAGCAGGAAGAAAAUAAAGAUGAAAUAGAGAUGGGGGAGAAGGUGAAGGAGGAUUUCAAAGUUAUAGGCUCCAUAAUCAAGCCAACGGAAACCUCAAAAAUGACCUUUGUCAUAAGUUCACCCAGAACCCUCACUGAAGUAGAUCCCUUACAGCAUUUAGAAAUGGAGCAAUCGAAACACGAUGUAUCUUUAAAUAAAAGUAUUGAAUUGCCAAUGAACAAGGGCAAGACCAUGAGUACAGAAUGUGUUAUAACUGCCUUAAAGAAUGAAGAGCUAUCUGAGUUGAAACAAACGAAAAAAACGGCAGCAGACCCCAAAAAAUAUGAAAACCCUGCACCAGAUAACAUGAAUGCUACUGUCUCUGGUGAUGCAUCAUCCCAAAAUAUUAAACAAGCAGUUACACCUAUAGAAGAAACAAAUGAGCCAAAGGCGACAGAUAAGAAUAUUUCACUAGGUGACAUGAAUGCUAGUGCCUCUGGCGAUUUAUCUACUCACAACAUAAAUCAAGCAACUUCACCUAUACAGGAAACAAAUGAGAUAAACGAGAAAAAUAAUUACCUUUCACUCGAUAAAAUGAAUGCUAGUGCCUUAAACGAUAUAUCUUCCGAGGUUGCACUUCAAGCAGCUACACCCACAAAGGAAACAAAUGAGAACAUUGAAAAAAGUAUGAACUUCUCUCUAAAUAAGUUAAAUGCCAGUGCCUCCGGCGAUUUAUCUUCCCAGAAUACAAAUCAAACAGCAGAAAACAAUGUUUCCGUUAAUAGUAUGAACUCUAGUGAUUCUAAAAUUGCAGCUGCUCCUAUGGAUAAUAGCAACAUAUAUUCUACCAUCUCCAAUGACACUUCCUGUCAAAGCUCUGCUCCUGCAGCUAGCCCCAUGGAUAAAAAGAGCUUAUCUUUAAAUAACAUGAACACCAGUGCCUCUAGCGACGCUUCUUUAAAAAGCAUGGAAGCCAAAUUAGAGUCUAAUGUAAAUGUUACAACAUCCUUAAGUAGUUCAACUAAUAGUUUAAAAUCGUCUGGAUCCAACUCUCCAUCCUUCCCCACAAAAUCAACAGGUCAAACUAGUUCUUUUCCCAAGGCACCAGUCUCCGAUAGCAACAACAAACCAAGAUUUUUGGAAAAAUCUGAUUACAUAGUGGAAAUGGAAAAUAAACAACAUUCUCAAGAGAAGGAGAAUAAUUUGAAUGGCAAUGUUGUGGAAACGCAAGCUAUUCAAAUUGACUCAAAAUCCACCAAAUCCCAUGGAGAUAAAAAGCGCCUGACUUACAAUUUAAAUGCUCAGGAUGCAAAUGUGGUACAAUCGGAUAGCAAGCGGCUUACAUUUAAUGUGCAGUCUGAUGAUUCGCAAUCUGAUAUGGAAGUAGCUGAAAUCACUGAAACAAUGCCAAGUUCAGAGGAUCGCAGCAAAUCAAGACGCACAUUUAAUGUGCCAUUAGAUGACCAACCAAUACCAAUGGAUACAAGUUUUACACCAAUGGAUGUCGAUCAUAAUCUCUCACAAAACUCCACAUUGCCCAUGACUGAUGCACAUGAUCCCAAUGCACAGACUAAGAGAUCGGAUGAGUUAAGCGAAUUAACAAACCAACAGCAAAGAUCACAAUCACCAGCUUUGCCAGGUCUAUCAAGUGAAAUUUUGCCUCCACCAGCUUCUAACCAAUCGCAAACAGAAACCGAUUCGAAAUCUAUUGCAAAUGAAUCUUAUUCUCCUCCUUUGCCUACAUUGAAUAACAGAUCGAAUUCUCCACCUUUGCCAGCUAUGCAGAAUAGAACACAUUCUCCUCCUCUACCUGCCAUGCAAGCAAAAUCCCAAUCUCCACUUCCUUCUUCAUUAGACUUCAUUAAAACUGAAAAAUCAUCACCACCAUUGGAGCCGGAAUCUUCUUCUCCCCCCAUUUCAUUGCCCACCUCCAUUGCCCAGAAACGCCCCUCCAUACAUGGCUAUGGUCGGGAAGUACUUUCGGCCAAAGAGCAAUCGAAUAUCAAAAUUAAGGAUGAAAAAGAUGAGUAUUUUGAAAAAUCAACACCUUCACCAAUGGAGGAUGUUGGUUUUACAACAGUCAGUGCAACUUCAACGACCCCAAAGAACUCUUCAGUAUGUUCCGCAUUUGAUCAAAUCUCAUCAGAAAUGAGCAAUACUAGUGAACAAGAGUUUGGUGAUGACGAAUUUCAAGGAAACAGUAAUCUUAUUUUGAAUCCAUCCGAUUUCGAUUAUCUGCUAACCAAAGGCAAUAACAAUACUCCAGUGGAUCGUAGUUCAUUGCUAUUGAAAUUCGAUCCACUACUCGGUGUGCCAGUGCCAGUUAAUCAAGGACAACAGACGCAGCAACAGCACCAUUACCAACAACAACAACUGCACCACUUACAAAUACCCACUAAUCUCAAUAAUAAUCCUUGUCUAAGUCCAACCAUAGAAGAGGACGAGCAUAACGAAAGUACAAAUCGUUCAUUUGUUGUAGAUUACACCAGCAGCACCACAUCACUGGGUGGUGGAAGGGACACAUCUGCAGCAACAGCAGCAGCAGCAGGAUCUGCAAUAUCAUCAAGUGCCAAAUUACUAAAGGAACGUUCGCAAGAGGUCAAACAACAAUUUCAGCAGCACCAUAAUCAACAAAUCAAACGUCAAUUACCACAACCAGGAUUUAGAAAGAAUGCCACAAUGAGUGUCGAUGUGAUUAAGGAUAUGAGUCUAGAUAAUAACGAUUGUAAUAAAACAUUUGAAAAUUCCAAUUCCACACAACCCGAUGAUAAACAGAUCAACUAUAAAAUGGAUGAACUUGAAAAGAAAGUCAAAAAUGAAGUUCUCAAAACAGAGGAUAUCGAGAAGAAACUCAAAGAAGCCGAACAGAGGGAAGAAGCUUUAAUAAAACGUAUCACAGAAAAAGACAAAACAGUGGCGAAAAUGAACGGUGUAAUUGAAGCGUAUGAAAAAGCCAUAGCUGAACUAAUUGCCGAAAAAGAACAAUUAAUACAGAAUUAUGAAAAACAAUUGGCGGAAGUGAAAGCCGAUCGUGAUUCAAAUUAUCAUCAUUUAACAUCGCUGGAAACAACAUUUUCCGAUUUGCAUGUAAAAUAUGAAAAGAGCAAAGAAAUGACCUGCCAAUUAAAAGCGAAUGAAGAGGGCCUAAUAGCGGAAAAUCGCAAAAAUGCUGAAAAUCUGCGAUUACAAGAGCAAAGAUAUGAUAAAAUGAAAAAUCAUGCAAUGCAACAAUUGGAAAUAGCCAACAAAAAACUUGAAUGUCUGACACGAGAGCAUACAAUGGAAAUAACCAAACUGAAAGCCUUACUUAAAAAAGAAGAAAUUGCGCGAUCGUCCAUGAGCGAACAGCUUGCUCAAAAGUCUAAAGAGAACGCAGAGCUUGUUAAGAUAUGUGAUGAAUUAAUUUCGGGUCAAGGAAGUUAAAGAGGAAUCAAGGCUUUGGAUUCAAUUUCUAUGUAAUUGAACCUACUCCAAGACAGAAAUGUUAAUGAGCGAUGAUAUUUUUUUUUACAUAAUACUAAUUAAUUUAUUUAAUGUUUUCUAAUUUGUAUUUUAGUUGCCUAAGCAAUGAUUUAACUAAAACAACAACAACAACAACAAACAAAAAUAAUAAGAAAUCUAAACUAAAGCGCACAUAGAACAGAAAACAA
Messenger RNA from Stomoxys calcitrans (stable fly), 6088 nucleotides. It is a transcript of the gene tacc, whose product is annotated as probable serine/threonine-protein kinase DDB_G0278665. The transcript has 13 exons. Gene Ontology annotation, cellular component: cytoplasm. The record is from RefSeq and is a predicted model, not a curated record. NCBI's taxonomy places the organism in Eukaryota, Metazoa, Arthropoda, Insecta, Diptera, Muscidae. Gene Ontology annotation, biological process: cerebral cortex development; mitotic spindle organization; cell population proliferation. The coding region runs from base 915 to 5861 and encodes 1648 amino acids.